Messenger RNA from Pocillopora meandrina, 12042 nucleotides. Lineage: Eukaryota; Metazoa; Cnidaria; Anthozoa; Scleractinia; Pocilloporidae. The record is from the annotation of a GenBank genome assembly.
AUGAAGAGAACCGUAACAGAGAUAGGAAAUAAAAGAUCCUUCUGUGAAGAGGGUCAUGAUUUAUCGAGAUCAAAGAGACUGCGCAUGUCUGUUGAAGGACAAGGAUGCAUCGUAAGAAAUGACAGUGGAACAUGGCAGUCACGUGGGUUUUCCCCGGAGAGAAGACGAGAAAUUGACAGAAAUGGAAGAGAAAGUCAUGGGGAAGCUGGAAUUCAACAAAAAAGAGAUCCAAAGCCUCUCAAUUACAUGGCAUUGGAUAAAAUCUGCAAUUCAAACUCUCCUGAUGAAGGCAUAUUGGAUCUCUUCAACAAUUCUAAACGAUUUGAGGCUCUGCUGAAGACAGAAACAAUACGACCCGAUCUGAUGAAGCUUGUUAUUCGAGCCAUACACGUGUGCUGCUCACCAAAUGAUAAGAAAGAGAUUGCUAACAAAAUGCUACGUAUGGUAAUUAAAACAAAUUGCCUGCAAUUGCAUCUUACCAAGUUUAUCAGCCAAAUGUCCGACGUUUCAGAGCUUGGUGACAAUUACGAGCCUGAUAAACUGGUCUUGCUGAUAGCAGAGGUUUUCCUGGAGUUGUUGCAGAGAUUUGAACAGGACGUAAUUCACCUCAUUCCCAAUGCCCAACUGAAUGAGACGGUGGAAGAUCUGAAGAGUAAGGGUCUCCUUAAAGACGCAGAGACGUUGGAGAAGAAACUUAAACAGGUCAAGGAGUACAAAGAUGAAAUAAAUCGCCGGAAAACAACUCACCCAGACGAAUCUCAGCUAACGCCACCCGAGGAUUUUCGCGAUAUGAGCGUGAUCCCACGAGUAGCUGAUUUAGAACCCCGUAACAAGCCGUUUCUUCGUAAAAACGUUGUUGAUGGAAGGUACUUAGACCAGGAGCACUAUUUAGACGUGCAAUUUCGACUUUUAAGAGAAGACUUCAUCUUACCUCUUCGCAAUGGAAUAAAACAGCUUAAAAGGGACCGCAGUCCCACGGCAGCAAGUAACCCAAGCCACGGUAAACGUGCACGAGACGUUCCUGUGUACCGUAACGUCACAAUCUUAUACCCCGUAUGUAGUGGAAAGGGAAUGGUUUACAGAAUCCGGUUCGACUCGUUUCACCCGGAUGCACGUUGCGUGAAAUGGGAGAAGAAGAGCAAGCUUUUCAAGUUUGGCUCCCUCCUUUGCCUUUCAGCCGACGGAUUUCGCAAUCUCUUACUUGCGACCGUGGAGAAUCGAGAUUCACGCGACCUUUGUGUUGGCGAGCUUGAAGUGCGAUUUGAAGAAGCUAAUCUUGAAAUCCUGAAUCAAUUCAUAGAGGAUAAAGAGCAGUUUGAUAUGGUAGAGUCCCCAGCGUUCUUCCAGGCCUAUAGACACGUUUUAGAAGGCUUGCAAGGAAUUAAGGAUGGUGAACUUCCGUUUGCAGAGCAUAUCGUUCAAUGCAACCAAGAUGUAAAGCCACCUGCUUAUGAAAACAAAACCAAUGGUUUUUUCGACAUGAGUGGAAUAAUAGAACAAGAAGUGGACUUGACAACAUCCCGAGCAAGUAACGCUAUGGAAAUCAUGGAAGCUGAGUCAGUUUCUAGCGAAGAUAGUGUCAUCUCCGAUUAUCGCGAUUUACUCAAUCGUGAUUGGGGGUCGGAUACAGAAGAUGCUGAGUGGAGUAUGCCCGAUCUCGAGUUGCUGUCCGAAGAAAAUUCAGCCAGUUCGGGCAGUGAUUUGGACUCCGUUGCCACAGAUGAACUUUCAAUUGACGGUAACGAAGGUUCCAAUGAAGGACCUCCAGCAGACGACCGACCCGCUGGUGUCUUAAAUAUUUACGACUUGGAACUCAAUCCAGAAGACCUAGGCUUUAAUAAGUCGCAGAUGAGCGCGUUCAAAAUGGCACUGACCAAAAAUUUUGCGGUCAUACAAGGCCCACCAGGUACUGGGAAGACGUACGUUGGUCAGAAGAUAGCGCGUGUUCUGCUACAAAGCGGCACCUUGCGGCAGAACGAAAAUGAACCGUCGCCAAUUUUGAUGGUGUCUUACACGAACCACGCCUUGGACGAUUUCUUGAGUGGUCUUCCUAGAGAAGGUAAGGAAGUAAAAAUUUUUGUAAUCUGCGAUCCUCUUUCUCCCCCCCAAAAAAGCAGAAAUGUAUUAUUUCAGCUGUUCUCGAAUCUUUACAGCGGUAAUCUAAGAUUAGUAGAGAAGUCUCGAUUGAAGGUCGAAAGUAAUCUAGAAUUGCAUUGGCGGUUUCUUAUGGUGCUAAACCAAUAUAAUUAGAAGGUAAUCCUAACUCGUCUUGACUCCGUCAUCUACAUCUUUAAAUCUAUUGCAAUUGUUUUCAUGAAGUUCUGAUUGGUUCUUUGUGAUCUUUGGCUUUUUGCCUUUUUGAUUUUUUGAUUGAUUCCUUGUGAUCUUUGCCUUUUUGAUUGAAUGUUGUUGAUAAUCUGAUUUUUGCUUUGCAACACUCGAGAGGAGAGCGCUCCAAACAACGAGGAGUUUUUCUCUCCCUUCUACCAGCCCUUUGAUUUCUUCAAUGACAGAUCACUUUGACCUUAGCGCUUUUUGAUUGAGGGUUUUUUUUAUCAGAUUGUUUAUAUUCUAAAUAGAAGAUUGCUUCGAGAAAAAGAAGUAUAUUUUUAACGAGGCGUUUGAUGAACGUGCAUUUAUGAUAAUAAUUCUAAGACUUUGAUCUGUAAUGUCUGCUCUCAACAGGUAUCGUGCGUGUCGGUGGACGCAGCAGUGAAAAGUUGAAAGGCUGCACCCUGAGGGACCGGCGGGAGCAGGCGGCUACCAACAAGCUUACUCCUUUCGCGAUAUACAGUGCAAGAAAAAACGCUCAACGGGAGAUCAAAGAACUAAACAAAGAUGGAUCCUUGGAUCUCUGUGUUGCUGUCCUGAAGUACUCCAGAAGGAAGAUUCUGGCCUUUCGCAUACUGGAGAAGUUCAUGUUAGCUCGUCAUGUCAAGUGGUUCAAAGAUUCGCAAGAAAACGAGGAUUCCCUGUUGUGUGAAUGUUAGACUUACAUUACGAUACGAAGUGGAAGGAUUCCAAGAGCAAUGGACAUGAUAUGGACAGGGACAAAGAUUUUCAUUUGCAGGAGUCAGCUCGGAAUUUCUCGAACGAAGAGGAUUACGAAGACAUUGAGGAGGACGAAGCGGUGAAGCCAUCAGAGGUGACUAUCGGAACAACUGAAGACACUACAGCACCGCUUAAACUUCGCAGAAAACUUCUGAGAGAUGAAGCCAUGAGUGAACGCGAAGAGAGAAAUAGUCAGUACAACCCGUUAGGAUUUUCGCGAUUUCAGCGAUGGAAUCUGUACAGGUCGUGGCUUCAGAAGGCAGAGAAAUACUACAUGAAGAAACUUCAGAGCAAACAGCCAGAUUACGAAAGAGCAUUGGCGCGUAAGUUUGAAGUGAUGCUCGAGGAAGACUUUCAUGUUCUUCAAAGUGCGAAGAUCAUUGGAAUGACUACUACUUGUGCCGCCAGGUACCGCCGCACACUUCAGCGGAUUCGUCCUAAAAUUGUACUGGUUGAAGAAGCGGCUGAAGUGCUGGAGGCCCACAUAAUUACGUCACUGACCAAAGACUGUCAGCAUUUAAUUUUGAUUGGUGAUCACAAGCAACUCAGACCUAAGCCGGAAGUUUAUGAAUUAGCUAAGAAGUACCAUCUGGAUGUGUCCCUGUUUGAAAGAGUGGUCAGUGUGGGUCUUCAGUGUGAGACCCUCAACGUACAGCAUCGUAUGAGACCUGAAAUUGCCGCCUUGAUGAAACAUAUCUAUGACGAUCUCGAGAAUCACGAGUCGGUAGAGAAAUAUGAAGACAUCAAAGGAAUCAAGAAGAACAUGUUCUUUAUCAACCACAGUCAUUUGGAGAAUCAUUGUGAAGAUUCCCACAGUCACGUGAAUGACUACGAGGUUAAGUUUGUGGUGGCCUUGUGUCGUUAUCUGUUGCAGCAAGGUUAUGAAGCCCAUCAAAUUACCCUUUUGACAACAUAUACAGGACAAAUGUUUGCCAUCAGAGGCUGCCUUCAAAAAAAAGAAAUUGAAGAGCUCAACCAAGUGCGCCUGACAACAGUCGACAACUUUCAAGGUGAAGAAAACGACGUCAUUCUUCUCUCGCUCGUGCGGAGCAACAAAGAUGACAAGGCUGGCUUCAUCAAGAUGGAAAACCGUGCAUGCGUGGCGCUCUCUCGUGCCAGAAAGGGCUUCUACUGUAUUGGAAACUUCACCCUUCUCUGCAAACACAGUGAAGUCUGGAGAAAGAUUAUUGACGAUUUGAAAGCGAGUGAUAGCUUUGGGGUGUCCUUACCCCUUAUCUGUCAAAGCCACAAUGAAGAGAUCACAGCAGAAACAGCCGAAGAUUUCGAAGAGAAAGCUCCUGACGGGGGAUGUCAGCGUCCUUGCGAAGUGCGCCUGGAUUGCGGUCAUGCCUGCAAACGGUCAUGUCACCCUUAUGAUGUCGAUCACUUGGAGUAUCGCUGUGGAGAGCUGUGCGUCAAGAAAAUCGUUGGCUGUGACCACACGUGUUCAAAGGUUUGCUGGCAGAAAUGUGACACAUUCUGUCAAGAGGUGGUGGAGAAGACUCUACCAUCCUGUGGGCACAAGACAACCGUGAAAUGCGGCAGGGAUUUGAACAAGGUCCAGUGCGAAGAAAAAUGUGAAAAAAUUCUACCCUGUUCCCACCGCUGUCAGAACCACUGUGGUCAACCUUGCACAAGAGAAUGCCAGGAGCUUGUCAAGAGAACAGAUUGGCCAUGUGGACAUGAAGUCAGUAUUGCUUGUUCAGCAACACCGGCAGAUUGCACAACCCGUUGUCAGGACGUUUUGGAAUGCGGCCACCAGUGCCCUGGAACGUGUGGUGAGUGUCGCAUGGGUCGAGUUCAUAAGCGGUGUAAGAACAGGAGCAAGCAAGUACUGGUUUGUUCUCAUGGGUACACGUCAUCAUGCGCAAAAUCCUGCCCGCCAUGUGGGAUGUCAUGCGAAAACCGUUGUAGGCAUUCGAAGUGUAAACACCCCUGCAGUGAGUCGUGCAAGCCUUGCACAGAAAAGUGCAAUUGGAAAUGCCGACAUUACAGUUGUAGCAAGUUGUGUGGUGAGUUGUGCGAUCGCCCAAGAUGUGACAGGCCUUGCGAAAAGUUCCUCAAGUGCGGAAGUAAGAGUCGUCCCCAUCGCUGCCGAGGCUUGUGUGGAGAGGAGUGCAUUUGUGCCGUGUGCGAGAAAAACAAUGGCGACCCAAUCACCCAAAUAUUUUUAGGAGGAGAAGACGAACCAGAUGCGCGUUUCGUUCAGCUUCCGGACUGCAAACACAUCUUCGCUGUAAAAGAUCUUGAUUAGUAAGUAUGGUCUUCUAUAUUUGAAUUUUUCUUUCAUCCAACGCGGUAAUUAUUUGUAAACCCCAACGAAGCUAAACUAGAGUAGAGCCCCAUUCCAUGCAAUUGUGUGGCAAUUAAGAGCCGCUACAAGAGCGGAUCCUGGAAUCCCGUAGCCUAAAUAAUAUGAGACAGUGUCUCAAGACAAGUACAUUUUGAAUUACUUUAUUGAUUAGUAACGUGUGAUCCUUUUGUUGCUAGAAUUUUGGUAAGAGACAAAAAGCGACAAAACCCGCACGUCUGAUGAGCAAGGGAGGGGGCUGGUCCUGACCCCUGGACCCCCCCCCUGGAUCUGCUAUUGGGCCAUUAGGGCCAAAACUGUCAGAUCUUGGCCAUCAGCUUAAGGUUUCUCAGUGUGUUACGUGUGUGGGGUGAGUUUUAACAUGUUCGGUGAACAAUUUUAUCUCGUGUGAAUCAUUUAGUAGUCUUUAUUAUCACUAUUUCAUAGCUACAUGGAUACGUCCCAUCUAAACGAAGAGAACUGUGAAGUGAUUCAACUGAGAACUUGUCCUCGAUGCAAGAAGAGUAUCCGUAGGAGCCUGCGAUACGGUAAUAUUAUUAAAAAGCAGUUGUUUUACAUUGAAAAAGUCAAGGCUAAGGUCAACGGGAAUCCGGUUGAGAUCCAGGCUGCAAAGAAAGACUUGGAAACAAGUUUGAGAGCUUUGAAGCCGACGGAGGAUGAAAAGAAAGACUGGAACACACUAAUGAGACGUGUGACCAAAUUGUCGAACAUGUUUAUGGCAGCUGUCACCAAAAACCGGGUGAUGCUGAUGAAGAGAUUUGCCGAGAUAAACCAGAAGCUGAAUCAUAGAAUAUUUUUUAAGACUCAGAGCCAAGUCAGCAACGAAAGUCGUGUGGAAGGUACGUGCGCAUGUUUCUUUUUUUUUCCUAGUGUACCAAUGAAAUUACCGUCAGUAGCGACUUAGAUAAACGCCUCUGUUUGGGGAAAAUGAAACCUUUUAUGGUUUAUUGUGAAAGUUCCCUUACGGUUUUGGUUAACCUGCCACUGACAUACUGACUGUUCUGCACCUACGGGUAAGACACAGGUAGAAUUGAAGAUCAACCACGGGAAUCAAGGAUUCGAGAAUUUAUUUGCACUACAUUCGAUCUGGUCGAACAUAUAUAUAUGUAUGUAUAUAAAAUUGUUACUAGUACUCUCAGGCCAAGAAAAGGUGUACCGCACCGCGCCAGGAGGAUCAAAAAAGAUUCGCAGUCCAAACCUCACUUCAAACACGAACGUAGAGAGCCAAAAAAAUGCGGGGAUGGAGAACUUCUGACGUAAAAAAGAUAAACAAUUUAAUAAAAACGUUUUGGUCAGAGACCUUCAGUUAUUUACAACUUUUCAAUAAAAAAGAGCUUUAAAUAAGAUCGAUGUGCUAAUGAUUACGUAAUUACAGGUCACAACUAAUGAAUAAGGGACAAAAUCACGCGAAAGAGCAGAAAGUGGUGUUAAUAAAAAGAUGACAAAAAACGAAAUCAACAAAGCGAAAAAUAUCGAAAAAAACAAGCCACAAAGAAAAUGAUGGACAAAAUACGAGAGAUAAAGCUUAAAAAAUAAAAACUAAAAAACUAAACUUGCUGAAACGAAUAGCGCAACUGAAGAGGCAAUGCGGCAAGCAUUAUAAAAGGAUAGACCCCCUCUAACCUACAACUGUAAACCGUACCAAAAUCCCAAAACAAGGCCAUUGGAGCCUGAAAGGGCAAAUUAGCAACAAAAUCCCUGGAAGGGCCCUUAAAAAAUAUUAAACAUAAUAAGAUCUCUUGGCAGGGCCUUUGAGUCCAAUAAAUAUAUAUAUAUAUAUGCGUAUACAGUCAACUGAAAUUACAAAAAUUAUAAGAAAACAAGUUACAAUAGUGUACGUUUGUGAACGCGAAGGCAAAACGAUAAUACUUACAAUUUGUAUCUAUCAGUCCUUCAGUUCCCGAUUAAUUACAGUUCAAACUUCACUUCUUCAAACAAUCGUAGUUCUGAUCUCUCCCUCUGCUCGUUACAAUAUUUAUUCGCGUCCUUUUUAUGUAACGUUUACGCAAUGGAGGCAUAUAUUUUCACGAAACUAUGUAAAUAUUCUGCGCGAAAUGCCGAUCGCAUCUUAAGGUACUCACAAAUAUAAUGUUUCAUGACAAUGUUUCUGAGAAUGCGGAUUAAUUAACUAGAAAAUGAUUCCGUUAAUGUAUCCUCAAAGGGAUAAGCCUAGUAGUCGUAACACAAUUACACUAAACUAUGUAAAUAGUCUGUGUGAAAUACAGAUCACUGACAUAGCCUCCCCCUCCCCCUGCUAUUGCUAUAACAUUUUCUUUUGCCCAUUGCAUAGUAUGUGAUAACUUUUUUAGGCACAGGUCUUAUUUAUCGCCACGGAGGGGGAUGGGCUGUGGAGGAUUUUGGUUGUGUCACGACAAUUUACCUGAUCCCCCCUGAGGCUCUGUAAUAUUCUAAUGAUUCCCCCCCCCCCAAGUUGGCUGUUAAUUGGCAAUCAAGUCUCUAUAGUCCCUCCUCCCUUCCCCCCCCAGGUGAUAGAUAAUGACUGGUCCUUAACUCCCAUCAGCUAAUACUCCCCUUAUUGAUAUUUUACUUUAUUCUCAUCACUUCUGUGCUUGAUAUUGUAUUGAUAUGAUGAGGAGAAAUUCCCUCUUGGUCACUCAUGAGAGGUAAAGGGUUAAGGAGUUGUGAUCUCACGACGAAUUUUUGUUUUAAAUGUGAGCCUACGAGUAUCUUCCAUAAUAAUUGUUCGCUUCCUUCAGAGUAUCAUUGGUUACUUUUGGUGUCAUUUGGUAGGGUACUCCUUGCAAAAAGAUUUGAAGUAUUUGAAGGAGCGUGCUAUGUCAGGAGAAGUCACGGAGCGAGAGCUGCAAGACAUAAACCUGGAAUGUAGCAGGGUUAAUCUACGAUUUGAGCUGUGUUUGCUGAAACACGACAUCGAAAGCAUCAACCUGACUUCGGAGGAAUCGCAUGGUCAGAUGAUGAGAGAUGUUCGCGAUGAGCUGUCCAGCGGUAAACUAAUUCAAUCCGAGAGGUUGGACGAGCUGUUAGAUAUGCUGUCGGGAAUCAGGUGCGUUACUUGACAGUGUUUUUUGUCUUUUAAGGCAUUUUUAAAAGUUUCUCUAUGACUUAUACGGCCUCGUGCACGUUUUUAUUGGUAAUUAUUAGACAAGAAUGCCCUUACGAGGAUAAGCGAUGGCGUAAGCAGGGCCAGAUAAAGCCUUGCGGCCGCGCAAGAUGCGAGCUAAAAGAAGAAUUGAGGGAAAUAAAAGAGCGGCGGUCAUAUAAUAAAAUGCCUUUUGACUGAGUUAGGUCGGACCGGGUGAGAAAAUAUUUGACUCUUUGUCACGACGCGAGGAUCACGCAACGCUCGGUCCGUAAAUCAUAAAAUGCCCCAACGGGCCGUCUGGUCCUCUCACUCGGUCAAUAGUUACAUAUGACGUGCCUUUUGUACGCGCUCGAGGUGGGGUAAAAAACAUGUCUCCCUGCCACCACACCUACUCCCAGGAAAAAACUUUUACACCACUAAACAAACGGUCGAGAUGCAAAUAGCAAGAGUUGAAUCUUUGCGAGUUACUGAUCGCGAAAACUUUUUCUUAAAUCUCUCUAUUAUUCUGGGUGUCUUCACUUUUGGUUACCUAAUUUGUGAGCAUCGAGGCUCAGAAUUGCUAUGCAAGUGAUCUGUUUGGUCUUUCCGUUUGAAGGAGACACAAGAAAUUUGCGUCAUUUUAGGAUUUUUAUAUUGACGACAAUAACGACGACGACUAGGAUAGUAAAGAUAAUACGUUUUGCACUACUUACAUUUUAGAAAAGCAUACCCAUGUCUGUUACCGUUGACACCGGAAGAAAAACAACAGAUCGUGAGCGCCAUGGGCCUCAAACAAGGUCAUUGGUACAAAUGUCCCCAGGGACAUAUUUACGCCAUUACUGAGUGUGGCGGCGCAAUGGAGAAAAGCACUUGUCCUGAUUGCGGAGCUGUGAUUGGUGGAGAAAAUCACAGACUGGUAGAAGACAACCAAGUGGCGACGGAGAUGGAUGGUGCGAGACACCCUGCCUGGUCUGAACAGGCAAACAUGGAAAAUUACAUGAUCGUGGAUGAGGCGUAAAAAGGUUUAAAACUGAGUUUUAAAAGUAAUCGGCAGCUUUCUGAUUAUACUUUAAGUAGACUCUUUGGACAGUGUAUCUAGAGAGGCAGACCUAAACCAAUUGUGAUUUGUUCUCUUGCGUACCGUGCACUUAGCGAAGGCUAAGCGCAAUAAACUUUUACUUCGAUUUGCAUGCAAUAGUUUCAGCUCAUUAAUUAUGCGUUCAGUAGACAAUUUGGGCGAUGUGCUUUGAGAGGCUAAGCUAAAUUACCGUGAAUUUUUGUUCUUUCGCGUGCUGCGUGCUCAGCGAAACAUAAGCGAAAUGUUUACGUCGAUUUGCUUGCAUAGCGUCAAUUUAAAGCGCGAGGCUAAUGAAUUUUAACGCAGACUUGUUGAUUUGGAGUCAAGCUUCAGUAAACCCGUGUUUGAGCUUUAAAUUUUUUUUCUGUGCAUACGAAAGCUUGUCAGUAGGCUGUUAGUAGAAAACACGCAGUCUGUUGUUACUUGGUGUCCAUCCCCGGGGGGGGGGGGAGAGGUUUCUUCCUGGUAAUUUUCUUUUGGGGAUUUGCCGCUGGAUGGGUCGCAUGUUUACUGCUGGAUUAAGUAUAAUGGAAUUUCAUUCUCAUCAUAGUUGUGGUCGCACGUUUUUGGGGGAUUCUGGGUAAGAAAAUUUUGGUUAGUAGGAAUUUAGAAAUGGGAAAAUUGGCGGUUGAAAAAGGGAUUAAGGUGCUGUUUGUAAAUGGCCACAGAGUAGAAUAUAAUGGGGUCAGGGGCUCUGAAAGGUCUGCGGCAUAUAACUAGAAAAAAUUGACCUAACUUAUUCCCCUUACCCUUCGGGUGUCCAAAGCAGUCUUUUUGUAUUGAAACAAGUAGGAAAUACUUGCUCUGAUCGCAAAUAGCUUUCAUUGGGAGUGUGAUUGAUUAUCACUUCUUAAUUUGUACACAGCUUUCUUGGAGCCAGCUCAGUUCAAACCUAAUCUGUGAAACUCGAAUAAACUGAGAGGGAAAAAGAUCAAUAAAAGCGUGCUGGGUGUUGACAAGAGAAUAUAAACUUUUUAUAUUUUCUUGGUGUAGAUCAAGUCAAAAUACCGUUGUCAGGAAAGAUUAAAUCUUUUGAUAGGUUCUCGACACCAAAACAUUUUUUUCCCCUGACGAGUUUUCUAGAGGUUUCUGCUUUUUAUUCUCCUUAUUUGCCCUCAAAGAAAAAUUCCAAAAAAUUUCUCCUCUGAAUAUUGGAAGAAAAACUGCCACAAAAAUGUAGUGGCGUCAGUCACGUUCGCUUAUCUUGCGUGACUCAUACAAUCAGUUCUCUUGGAAUCAGUAUAUUUCGAGAAACAGUGUUAGCCGGUGAUGAAUAAGUUAUAUUUGCUUUCCCCGUUUUAACUCUUUUUGCUGAUACGAGAAAUGAUCCUGAUUACUUCUAUGGAGAUCCAGGAGAGAAAAAUAUUAAUUUGAUUAAGCAUAUUGCAAAAAAGGGCAAUCCUUGUGAAGAGAAAACUAAUGCGCUAGACACUUGAGAAAGGGUCUCGCUAGAUCCUUGCGUAGUCGAUCGAUCCUUUUUUUUGUUGUUGUUGUAAACAAAUGUUUUUUUCGACAUAUUUCCCUCAAGAAACUACUUACGAACAAACUACUUCCUUUCCACACAUAAUCCUCAGUUUAUUGGUUUUGAUUGACUCCCGGAUCAUGUCAAUGAAAUUCGACAAAUUCGACCCUUUUUAGUGAUCAACUCUGAACAUUCAGCCAAUCACGAGGAAGACGCUUUUCUCAGAAUUGUUGAAAUGAAGCUUCGAGGACGGUUCUGCGAAAUGUGAAGCACAGAUGCUGGCCUUAUUUUCCUUGUCUUCUCUGGAGAAAGUUCUUUUCAACGGCUUUGAGUGAAGUCUAGGUAUGUAGAAGUUGAUUUUAUAUUAAGUGGAGAAUUGAUUGCGGUACUGUGUUGAAAACAACUGAUGCAGAACGGCCUUGAAUUUCACUGGUAGCCAUUUAAAACGUAAUAAUAAUUUUAGACCGAUGUAGGGAAGAAUUGUCUAAGUUUUUGAUUAAUUAAUCGUCACGUAGGCUAUAAUGUUAUUACAAAGAAAAAGUGUUAGAAGAAUGAGAACUUGAAUAAGAGAACAGUUUUUUUGUAUAUAUAUAAUUUCUAAAUAACUUAUGUACGGUAUGUUACACUGUCAGUCAGUUAUAUCACUGAAGUCCAAAUUUAAACAGUUGUUUGUUGUUCUGAGAAAAAAAUGCUUUACUGCUAUAUGCAAAUGAGUGCUUUCAAUAAAAAUGAAUUGUAUUAAAUCUUCAGGAGACAAUUGGAAAUUUGUUUGGUGGGUCAGUGGAAAUUAUUUUUAACAAAAUUAAAUUUAUAAUGCUUUGUUUAUAUGUAAAUUUUUGGUGAACAUGUUUCUUAACUAACCAGCUUAUUACAGCAUGUGGUAAUUUCAUUCAUUUUUUUCGCAAUUUUUCUUUUGUUGAUUUCAUACCUCGCCAAGUUGCAUAUUUCUUAAAGAAGAAAAAAGAUCCUGUUUUGAGUGAAGGUAAAAUAUUGGAUUUUUACACGGGCAUAAUGGUAGAACUUUUCGUGUUUUAGUCUCAUUUUUCAAUGUCGUUUUAUCAGUGACUAUUACUGACCUGUAUUUACAGUUGAAUUUA